GGCGUGUGUCAGUUUCCCGCCAGCUGUAAGUCUUGCGCCGCCGUCAUGGCGGACAUAAUGGAGUUGCCGAGGCGGCGCGUCAACGCGAGCAUGCUAGCUCAGUUCAUCGACCGACCUGUAUGCUUCGUAGGGAGGCUGGAAAAGAUUCAUCCCACUGGAAAAAUGUUUAUUCUUUCAGAUGGAGAAGGGAAAAAUGGAACUGUUGAGUUGAUGGAGCCUCUUGAUGAAGAAAUCUCUGGAAUUGUGGAAGUAGUUGGAAGAGUGACAAACAAGGCAACUAUCAUGUGUGCAUCUUACAUCCAGUUUAAAGAAGAUAAUCAUCCUUUUGAUCUUGGACUCUACAAUGAAGCUGUGAAAAUUACCCAUGAGUUCCCUCAGUUUUUUCCUUUGGGGAUUGUGCAGUAGGAUUGACCUUGAUGAAUUUUUUAUGAUUGUGAAAGAUCUACAUUAAAGACUAUUAAAAGGAGGCUUCUGAUGUUUGAGGGAGAAAUCUUUGUGAUUUCUAAUAUUUAAUUUGUUCUUUUUAAAGUUCCAUUUACUUAACCAUAGAUACUCCAAUCCAGUCUUUGGUGAAACUGUUAUAUUGACAUUUCUCACCUAAGGAGUAAUCGUUCUCUUAUAAAGAAUCACUUUUCUAGUGUACAGAUUAGAUCCAGAGCAAAACAAUUGUCUGAAUUUAGUUUUGUGUUUUAUUAAUAAAAAUUAA
Molecule: messenger RNA, 706 nt
Organism: Choloepus didactylus (southern two-toed sloth)
Lineage: Eukaryota; Metazoa; Chordata; Mammalia; Pilosa; Megalonychidae
Product: replication protein A 14 kDa subunit
Exons: 1
Coding region: 46-405 (119 amino acids)
Biological process (GO): DNA replication; mismatch repair; double-strand break repair via homologous recombination
Cellular component (GO): site of double-strand break; DNA replication factor A complex; nucleus
Molecular function (GO): damaged DNA binding; single-stranded DNA binding
Source: RefSeq, a predicted model, not a curated record